GCGGAACUGGACCCCACAAUGUUAAACCGGGUGCAACGGGAGUACCUGUCCCAGCAGUCAACUACCAGCCCUCCCAUCUCCCUAUACCAGACCAAACGCAACAGCGUAGUGGUGCUCAACAAGGAUACCGGAGUCCCGCAGAUAGUGAUCCAGAAGAAUGCCAAUGGUUUCGACUUAUCCAACGUCCAGACCUUCAACAACACCAGCGCCUACACGAAGCGUAAAAUACUGGCUAUGCUUCAGGAGGUGAACAAUAAGCGCACGAUUAGGGAGUGCCGCCAAUCGGACGAGGAGUUGGGGUCCGUACUCGGGAUGCAUACCUACUUCAACCAAAAAACCAAGAAUUACAAGCAAAAGUACAUGGUUUAUAAUUUUCUCAAUUACCCAAAAGGAGCCCUACGCUUCCUAUACCUGUUAGAGAAAGUCAUAAUCAUAUGGUUUUCGGGGGAAUUCAUAAUCCGGAUGUGGUCGUCGAGCUGCAAAAACCAAUACCAGGGCUGGUCGGGUAAAAUCAAGUACCUGUCGGUGCCCUCGCGGCUCAUGGAUGUCAUCGUCAUCACCCUAUCGCUGGUGGUGUUGACGAUCAACCCAUCGAGCGGUCACGAGGUGUUCGCGGCGUCGGCUUUCCGCGGGUUUCACCGCUUUUUUCAAGUCCUACAGAUACUGACCCUCAAUAAGCAACUGCAGCCCUGGAAGGUGCUGUCCUCGGUCAUCUACGACCAGAGGGAGCAGUUGUUUAUCAUAUUUUACAUCGAGUUCAUAGUGUUGUGUAUAUUGGCGUACAUUUCUUAUAUCGUGGAGAAGGAUGAGAACCACCAGUUCGACAGCAUAGCGGAGGCCAUGUGGUGGGCGUUGGUUACCCUAUCGACGGUUGGCUACGGGGAUAAAGUGCCGAUGACAUGGCUGGGCAAACUAAUAUCCAGCUUAUUCACCGUACUGGGGGUGGCCAUAUUCGCCUUACCCGCGGGCAUCAUCGGCACCGGACUGGCCCUCAAAGUGGAGGAGGAGGAGCGCAAUCAGCAGCGAAAGAAGAAAAAAGUGGCCGCGGCCAUUUUGAUCCAGUGCAUGUGGCGGUGCUACAAGGCUAACGCCAAUUAUGUAGCCGUUUCCUCAUUUUUUAAGCACAAACCCAUGGAUUUGUUCAAAAAACAUGACUACGAGAACAUUGCCAACAAAUUUGUCCGGCUGACCAAGUUUUUCAUAGCCAAACAACGGUUCAAGGAACUCCUACGGCCCCUGGACAUCAAGAAUGUGUUGCAAAGCUAUAAGGACGGGCAGCUGGAUGUGAUGAAUAAGGUUAAGCUGAUCCAGAGGUCGGUGGACAGUAUUGUCCGUAAGAUUGGCGCUAAUGAACAGCGGAUUUACGGCGCGAAUACGUGUCUGGAGCGCAAGAUUGAGAGACUGGAGGUGACACUGAUGGCCAUUAUGGCGAGGGUUGACAGUCAGCUACCGGUGAUGGAGGGUAUCUCCCGGCGACUGAUCCGUAGCGAGCAGUUUGUCGACUACGUGCUGGACUCCCAGUCCUCCGGUACGGCCACCGAUGGCCGACAAAGUUGUAGUAAUUUUGUGAAUAAUACCAAUAGUUAUAGUAAUAAUAAAUUUUGUGAUAAUUCAAUGAGUCUUAGGAGGAAUUCCGUGUGA
This is a messenger RNA of Oppiella nova, 1641 nucleotides long. The record is from the annotation of a GenBank genome assembly. NCBI's taxonomy places the organism in Eukaryota, Metazoa, Arthropoda, Arachnida, Sarcoptiformes, Oppiidae.